AUAAUGCAAGUAUAAUUGACAUUAAUUUGAAAUUGUGAAAUUUCUUUCUUUCUAUGGUUUCGCCCAGAAUACAUCCUGUCAAUUUAUUGAUUAUUUUUUUUCAUAUAAAAAAAAUUUGAUAAAUUUGUUGUUAUCAAUUUGUUUCAUAUACAUAACUUUAUUCAAAUAAUUCGUUUUUAAAACAAAAUGGAUUAUGAUGCUGAAAAAUAUGAUUCAGGUGCUGCCGAUGCACAACAACCAGCAAGAAAAUUAAUUCAUUUGAUUCAGGAUUAUGUUCGUGAAAAAUAUGGUAAAGAACAAACAACAUUCGAUUCGUUGAUAAUUGUUGAUCUUGGCUGUGGUCCAGGUAAUACGGCCGAAAUGUUAGCCAAUCAAUUUCCCGGUGCUAAAAUUGUUGGUCUUGAUAUUGAUCCUGAAAUGAUUGAUUUUGCUCGAACAAAACAUCCAGAACAUAAAUUUUUUGUUCAAAAUAUUGAACAACCGUGGUCAGAAUGGCCAGAAGAUUUUCGAUCAACAUACGAAAAUAAAGUGGAUAUUAUUUUUGCCAAUUAUGCAUUACAUUGGAUAGAUAAUACUAAUUCAUUUGCCGAUACAAUUCGACAAUUAUUACGACCAACCGGAAUGUUUACAGGAAAUCUUUUAUAUUGUGGUUGGCUUCAAUCCGAAGAUAAUAGCGAUGAUAAACGAGAUGAAAUAUUGUUAAAUGAAUCACUUGAUUAUCCAAGAGAAAUGGAAUUUGUUUCAAAAUUUUUCUGGUCAUUACGAACAAAUGGAAAUUUUCAUUGGAUCAAUAUGGAAUAUCAGGAACCAGUUUCACGAUUUGGUCGACAAUUCUACACCGAUUCAUUUAUCGAAAUUCCAUUGAAAUGGUAUCGAAAAUUUUUAAAAAGAUCUAUGAACGAUCAAGAGAUUGGUCGCCUUAAUGAAACACUAAAACGUUUGAUAUUGAAACAACGAAUCUGUAAAGUGAUUCCAGCCAAUAAGGAUGAUCCAUCAUCCGUUGAACAGAUCGAUCUUCGACAACAGCUUUAUAUUUUUAAAGCAAUUAAAAAUUAAGUGAAAUUUUUUCAAAUUUUACAAGAAAU
This is a messenger RNA of Dermatophagoides pteronyssinus (European house dust mite), 1085 nucleotides long. Its product is annotated as trans-aconitate 2-methyltransferase-like. The record is from RefSeq and is a predicted model, not a curated record. NCBI's taxonomy places the organism in Eukaryota, Metazoa, Arthropoda, Arachnida, Sarcoptiformes, Pyroglyphidae.